Molecule: messenger RNA, 5455 nt
Organism: Bufo bufo (common toad)
Lineage: Eukaryota; Metazoa; Chordata; Amphibia; Anura; Bufonidae
Gene: PTPN14
Product: protein tyrosine phosphatase non-receptor type 14
Exons: 19
Coding region: 397-3960 (1187 amino acids)
Biological process (GO): lymphangiogenesis; protein dephosphorylation
Cellular component (GO): cytoskeleton
Molecular function (GO): protein tyrosine phosphatase activity
Source: RefSeq, a predicted model, not a curated record
CAAACUUUUGAGCUUCUGAUGCCUUCUUAAGACCUGAUUCUGGAUGGAGAUGAUCUGAUGCUGGGGAGCGAGGCGUGAUCCACUCAAAGCUGGGGAUCUGCUACAGUUGGAGGGUGAUUUACUGUCUGGUGGAGAAGACUUGAUUGCAGACUGUCCUCUUCUAUUAUUAUUUUUUUGGAUGCGGCUUCUGGUGCUUUAUUAGGGACAGGAGUGUGCAGCAUUGGGCAGGAGACUCAUGCAGGUGGCGGACACAUCCGUUGAAUCGCGCUGGGUAUGGACAACUAUCCCGACGCUCGGAGGACAAAAGUAGUUUGUGGCGAGAGAUUCAAAGCAAAAAUAAAGUGAAGGGACUGCCCUUGGGGAAAAGGGGGGUCAACCGCGACAGAGGCCUAAACCAUGCCUUUCAAGAUCAACAAGAUCAAGCUAGGGAGGAGGACCAAGAGGUACAAUGUCUUGAGCAAGAACUGCUAUGUGAGUCGCAUUCGGCUGCUGAACUCCUCUGAGAUUGAGUGCACUCUCAAUGUGGACAGCACUGGGCUGGAGUGUCUGGAGGCUGUGGCCCAAAGACUGGAACUUUGCGAGACUCAUUAUUUUGGACUCUGGUUUGUGGGAAAGUCUCGACAAGUGCGGUGGGUGGAGCUGGAGAAAUCGCUGAAGAAGCAGCUGGACAAGUUCUCCAUAGAGCCUCUGCUGUACUUUGGUGUCAUGUUCUAUGUGCCCAGCGUGUCCUAUCUGAACCAGAGCAUCACCAGAUACCAGUAUUACCUCCAGUUGAGGAAAGAUGUGAUUGAUGGGCGUUUGCGCUGUACUGUCGAUCAGUACAUACGACUAGCUGCUCUAGCUGUGCAAGUGGAAUUUAAGGAUUAUACUACAUUUGAGACACAUGACUUCCACGGCGAGUACAUGCUGUUUCCUGCGGCCUGGACCCAAGACAAAGCUCUGCUGGAAGAUUUACUUCACCAAGUGGCCUUGAAACAUAAAGCUCUUAGUGGGAUGCCUCCGGAAGAAGCUGAAAUUCUCUACAUAAAAGAAGUGGAACAUUUGGAUGGCUACGGACAGGAGUGUUUCCAUGUAAAGGACAGUCAUGGCAAUGACAUCAACCUCUGGAUUUUCUUUGUGGGGAUUUUUGCCGGAGACAGUUUUGGAAAAGCAACCACAUCGUACAGGUGGAAUGACAUUGGGAAUAUCACACACAACAAGUCUGCAAUUGUACUGGAGCUGAACAGAAAGGAAGAGAGCAUCUUUUUUCACACGGAUGACAUCGAGAACAGCAAAUAUAUUUCCCGGCUCUUCGCCGCUCGGAUGAAAUUCUACAAAGACCAUAAAAUCUGCACAGAAAUACACAAUACGCCACCCACCGUCCGGCGACAUUCAACUUGGGGAAGAUCCUCCAUGUCAAGGCCACCGUCAUCUGUAUUAGCCCCGAGGCAUAUGCAGGGUAACGAUGCUUUCAUAUCCGAAGACAGCAUCUUUCACAUGAGCGAGGAUACAUUUAACUUCAGAUCCCAGAACAGCUUGGACAGAUAUCUUGACUAUAACCUCCUAAACGGUACUGUGCCGAAUGGUAGCGUCUCAAGCGCUCAAAGCAUGAACUCUCUGAACCAUUCUCAGAAUUUCAUCCAAGCUUCUCCCAUGUCCUCUAACCUCAGCAUCACUGGCAAUGACAUCAUGAGGUCGGACUACAUCCCUAAAUGCCGACACAGCGCCAUCAUCGUGCCUUCCUACCGGCAGACGCCAGACUACGAGACUGUGAUGAGACAAAUGAACAGGACUAUUCACCCGGCCGACUGCCAGAGUCAGUCUUUACGAAACCUCAACAUCGGGAAUACACAUGCCUACAGGCAUCGGGAGAACCUGGUGUACAGUCAACCUGAAAUUCAAGACCGGCCUCCGUACAUGGUGUCUCAGUCUCCUUAUGCUACUCAGUCCCAUUUUGGUAACAAACCCCCACCUGAGCAAAUGCUGCCUGGCCAGGGAGCUACAAACCCUGCUAAUAGCAAGUCAAUUUCCCAUACCGUCAGCACUCCAGAAUUGGCCAACAUGCCACCACAGCCUUUUAGCGCUGCCCACAUGUUUAGGAACUUCUUGUCUAGGCCUCCACCUCCUUACCCACCACCUCGACCUGCCAGUAGCACUCCCGACCUGGCCAGUCACAGACAUAAACGUGUUAGCAGUAGUAGCCCUGACCUAGUGGCCCGAAAGGUUCAACAGUCAGUGAAAACUUUCCAAGAAGACAGCUCUCCUGUCGUUCGCCAAUCUCUUCAGGAGGUCAGCGAACCAUUAAAACCCCAAAAGCACCAUCCAGUUAUCAACAAGCGCCACAGUUUUGAAGUUAUGAGCCACAUGGUCCGCGGGAUGGAAGCUAUGACCUUAAAGUCACUAGCUGCACCGUUGCCUCGCAGGAAUACCUUAAGAGAACAGAUGCCCAAUGAGGAAACCAUGCAGAAAGCUCAUGAGGUCCAGCAGCUCCCAAUGUACCACCAUAAGAAGACUAUUUCGGAUGCCACCAUGCUUAUCCACAGUAGUGAGAGUGAAGAGGAGGAAGAGUCCCAAAAACCUGUGCCUCACACUUCAUUUAUCCAGGGAGUUCCUUAUAGUGCCCAGCUGCAGGCUGCAUUGGCACGCAUACCAAAUAAGCCACCACCGGAAUAUCCAGGCCCAAGGAAAAGUGUCAGCAAUGGAGCCUUAAGGCACGAUCCAUCCUGCAUAUCUGCUGUCAUAGCGAGAGCCAAGGCCAUGAGUUCACGGCCAUCCCAGACUCUCUGCAUGUCCAGAAAUGACCCGAUACCUAUAAAUGGAACCUCCUUAGGGCCUUCAAUUUCAGAACCAGAUCUCACCAGCGUAAAAGAAAGAGUAAAAAAGGAACCGGUGAAAGAAAGGCCAGUGUCGGAGAUGUUUUCUACGGAGGAUGCCAUUGUUGAGAGGGAAAUCUUAAUGAGGAAUUUACAGAAGCAGGAGAUGGCGGCCCUGGAGGCUCAGAAGAGGCCCUUGAUGUUGGCAGCAUUGAAUGGACUCUCUGUUUCCAGAAUUCCUGUGCCCGAGGACAGGCAGGAUGACACUGGGAUGGUGCCAAUGGACGAGAGGUGUAAGACAUUACGGAGGAAGCUAGACGAGGGGAUGGUGUUUACAGAGUACGAGCAGAUUCCAAAGAGAAAGGCGGAUGGCGUUUUCACCACUGCAACCUCACCAGAAAACAUGGAGCGCAAUCGCGUCCGGGAGGAUAUUCCCUAUGAAGAGAACCGGGUCGAGCUUGUACCCACCAAAGAAAACCCAACUGGUUACAUCAAUGCGUCUCACAUUAAGAUGAUCGUGGGUGACAAAGAGUGGCAUUAUAUAGCAACCCAGGGCCCCUUGACACAUACGUUUCCUGACUUCUGGCAGAUGGUAUGGGAACAGGGCAUAAAUGUGAUUGCCAUGGUAAUGGCAGAUGAGGAAGAAGCAAGAGCCAAGGGCCACCGGUACUGGCCUAAGUUGGGAUCCAAACACAACUCCACUACCUACGGAAAAUUUAAAGUUACUACAAAUUUCCGUACGGAUUCUGGUUGCUAUGCAACCACCGGAUUGAAGAUCAAACAUCUUCUGUCUGGUCAGGAGAGGACCGUUUGGCACCUGCAGUUCACUGACUGGCCUGAUCAUGGAUGCCCAGAGGAAGUCCAAGGGUUCUUGUCAUACCUGGAGGAAAUUCAGUCUGUGCGACGGCACGCCAACAGCAUGCUGGAUAGUAGCAGCCACUGCAACCCUCCCGUUUUGGUUCACUGUGGGGCGGGUGUGGGGAGAACCGGCGUGGUCAUUUUAACGGAGCUGAUGAUGCGUUGUUUGGAACACAAUGAGAAAACUGAAAUCCCAACCAUGUUGAAAUAUCUCCGGGAACAAAGGAUGUUCAUGAUUCAGACGAUUGCGCAGUACAAAUUCAUCUACCAAGUUCUCAUCCAGUUCCUUGAAAGUUCCAGACUAAUUUAAUAUUGUAACUACGACUCUUUUGUAUGUAUUUAAAAUCUGGUUUGCAACAGACAGAACAAUUUUUUUCCUUUUAUUUUAAUUUUUUAUUUUUUGAAAUAAGUUAAUUUAUUUCUCUUAAUUUAUGUAAAAAGUUGAACAGUUUAUUGAACCACAGAAGAUGUUUUAGUGGUUGAGUAUUUUUUUACUCGGACUCCUGAACGGUGGUUUGCAAACUGUACGAAAGCAAUAAAAACACUGCUUGUAUGUAAUAGAAAUAUUACGCACUAUUGUAUGUACAGUACAUCAACACAUGUUGCUUAAAAUUAUUUUGCUUUUUAAUUUUUUUUAACAUUUUUUUUUAGUAAUAUAUACUCUUGUCUAUAUCCUGCUGUAUAGUUAGUGUGAAUGAAAAAUGCACCUUAAGCAAUGCAUAAAAUCAAUGGAAUUAAAGGGGUUGUCGGGGUGUUUAAUAUUGAUGGCCUCAGGAUAGGCCAACAGUAUCUGAUCGUGGUGGGGUUGACUCCUGGCACCCCUGUCGAUCAGCUGUUUGAAGAGGCCGCAGCCUCUCUUCCUAGGCCAGUGAUGUCCUGUUCAUCAGUCACAUGGCUUAGGAGCAGCUCUGUCCCAUUCAAGUGAUCUGCAGUACCAAGCACCGCCACUAUACAAUGGAUAGCACUGUACUUGGUUAGCUGCAAGGAGGCCAUUGAGCGUUGAGCCCUCUUCAAACAGCUGAUUGACAGGAAUGCUUGGUGUCGGACCCCCAUGAUCAGGUAAUGAUGACCUAUUCUGAGGAUAGGUCAUCAAUAUUAAACACUUGAAAACCCCCUUUAAUGGCCAUGUGCCCCACAGUCACCAAUCGGAGCCCAACUUCAGUUUUCUAAAAUGCACAGGAAAAAGAAAAACUGAGCUCUGAGUAGGCCGACGUGUCCACUUUUACUUUUAAUACUUUUAAUACCCGAGAAUUUAAUGGGGUUCUCUGGGCUACAGGUAUUGAUGAUCUAUCCUCAGGAGAGGUCAUCAGCAUCAGGUCGGUGGGUGUCCAACCCCCAGAAUAAACAGUUUCGGGCAGUGCAGCACUGGAAGCUAUAGAGUUUACAGAGCACAGCGCCGUGUAUGAUGUAGUGGUCAUGCCUGGGUACUGCAGCUUGCUCUUAUUCAAGUGGAACACCCGUGCUGGAAACUACACCGUAUACAAAGCCUUCUGUUUUCGCUCUGUAUGCUGUAUAGUUUUCAGAGCCACAGCAGCCUUAAAGAACUGAUUGGUGGGGUGUUCGACCCCCAACCAUCUGAUAGGUCAUCAAUACCUGUAGCUUGGAGAACCCCAUUAAAAUCUUUUUUUUUUUUUUAUGUUUUUUUUCCCCCUUGUAUAUGUUAAGAAGAAAUAAUAAGAUACAAAAUAUUAUGGAAAGUUUUGCAAAUCUUUGGGUCCCAAAAAAGUAAACGCCCCUUUGCUAAACUGCAGAUGACCAGACAUCUGAAAGUGGUGUUUUUUUUUGUUAAUGAAAAAUUACCAAAA